AUGAAAGACACCGGGGAGUCAAAAGAUCAUCAACUCACGGUCGCCCUGCGCAUCCGGCCCCUCAGUGAUGCAGAGCUGGAGGAGUCUGCAACCAUCGUGGCACACAGAGUGGACGACCAGAUGGUUGUCCUCAUGGACCCGAUGGAGGACCCAGACGACAUUCUGCGGGCGAACCGGUCGCGGGAGAAGACCUACAUGUUCGACGUGGCGUUCGACUACUCUGCCACCCAGGAGGAGGUGUACCGGGCCACCACCAAGGGUCUGAUUGAAGGGCUCAUCUCUGGGUACAACGCCACUGUUUUUGCCUACGGACCCACAGGCUGUGGGAAGACCUACACCAUGCUGGGGACAGACCGAGAGCCGGGGAUCUACGUGCGAACGCUGAACGACCUGUUUCAUGCCAUCGAAGAGACCAGUGACAACAUGCAAUACAGCGUCUCAAUGUCCUACCUCGAGAUCUAUAACGAGAUGAUCCGAGACCUGCUGAACCCCUCCUCCGGCUUCCUGGACCUGCGCGAGGAUUCCAAGGGCGAGAUUCAAGUGGCGGGCAUCACUGAAGUGUCCACCAUCAACGCCCGAGAGAUCAUGGAGCUGCUGGUGAAGGGCAAUAAGCAGAGGACGCAGGAGCCGACGGCGGCCAAUCAGACGUCUUCGCGGUCGCACGCCGUGCUGCAGGUGGCUGUGAGGCAGCAAAGCCGCUGCCGGGACGUCCUGCAGGAGGUGCGAUUCGCCCGGCUCUUCAUGAUCGACCUGGCGGGAUCGGAGCGCGCCUCACAGACGCAGAACAGAGGUCAAAGGUUAAAGGAAGGCGCGCACAUCAACCGCUCCCUCCUGGCUCUGGGAAACUGCAUCAACGCCCUGAGCGAGAAGAACGGCAACAAAUACGUCAACUACAGGGACAGCAAGCUGACCCGUCUGCUCAAGGACUCUCUGGGCGGGAACAGCCGCACGGUCAUGAUCGCUCACAUUAGCCCCGCCUCUUCGGCCUUCGAGGAGUCGCGGAACACGCUGACAUACGCCGACCGCGCCAAGAGCAUCCGCACACGGGUGAAGAGGAACCUGCUGAACGUGUCUUACCACAUCGCGCAGUACACCAGCAUCAUCUCCGACCUGCGCAGCGAGAUCCAGCGGCUCAAGAACAAGAUCGCCGAGCAGGCGAGCCGGCAGCUCAACGCCGACCGGGCUGAUAUUCGGCACGUGCAGGCGGAGGUCCAGGCCCACUCCUCCCUGCAGGGCCGGGCGGAGAUGGACCAGCUCAGGGAGCAGCUGAUCGAUGCCUUCCGCCAGCAGAUGGAGGUCCGCAGGAGCCUGAUGGAGCUGGAGAACUCCAACAUGGAAAUCCAGAUCGACACGUCCAAGCACCUGCUCACCAUCACCGACUGGGAGCAGGAGCGCAGUCGCAGGGCGCGGAAGUGGCGGGCGGAGAGGCGCAGGGAGAGCCUCAGCAAGGAGGAGAGCGAGAAGGACUCUGACUCGCCCGACUCCCCGCCCGACAUCCCAGAGCCGCAGGAGGUCGCCAUGGCGAGGGAGAACCUGGUUGCCCUCAUGGCCGAGCAGAAGAAAAUCCGCAAACAGAAGGUGGCGCUGGACCGGCGCUUCCGGGAGCAGCGGGAGCGGGCACGGCGGCUGGAGGAGCUGCUGCCUCGCAGGGUGAGCUCGGAGGAGCAGCGGGAGGUGUUGGGGCUCCUCUGCAAGGUGCACGAGCUGGAGAUCGAGAACGCCGAGAUGCAGUCCCACGCCCUACUCAAGGACAACGUCAUCCGCCACAAGAACUUCGUGGUGCAGAGAUUCGAGCAGCACAGACACCUCUGCGACCAGAUCAUCCAGCAGCAGCGGCAGUUCAUUAACGAUCACAGACUCCUGGUGCCCCCCCACCUGCAGGAGCUGUAUGACCUGUACACCCGGGAGCUGGACGAGAGGAGUCUGGACCGGGCGGUGGCCCUGGACCGGGUCACUGUCCGCACCCUUAGGGAGGGCUCUCUGCCGAAGAUCGCCCUGUCGGGUGGGGGUGGGGAGAGUCUGCAGGAUGUGGACUCUGACCAGGAGAGCGUCCGCAUGCUGGCCUUGGACACGGCACGGGGCCGGGCCAAGGCGCGGAGACACACCCUCCCGCCCAUCCUCCCAGAGCCCGAGGGCGACAGUAACCGGGUGUUUAAGAGCAGCAGCCACACCCGGCAGAUGAAACACUCGGUGGUGAUGACUCCGCCCCCGAUUCACGUCAACGGCCCAGGGCACCAAGAGCUCCGCCCCCAGCCCCAGGAGAGCAUGCUCAGCUACAGCCACCUGAGCCACAGCGUCAGCAGCCAGCUGGACUCCUCCCCCGAGAGCAGCGAGAACGGGGCCGACGCCCCACUCUCACGCCAAGAGCGGCAGCAGAUCCUCAGAGGGGUGAAGAACAUCGCGGUGAAGGCGGCCCGCAGACGCUCCCGGGUCCUGGAGGCCGAUGCCCUGCGGUUGCCCCCUCCAGCGUCCCCGCUCGACUCCAAAAAGCAGAAGAGCAGCCUGUCUCUGAGCGAGGCGCCCCCUAGGGGCGCGGGGACGCAGCGGGAGCGACUGGCCAGCCCCGAGCUGCGGCAUGCCACCUCCGACGACAACCUGUCCAGCAGCACCGGUGACGGCCCCACCCUGCGGGACGGCCCCGUCCUGCAGGGCACCUGGACCCGCCCCCGUCACCGCCAGCCCGCCCCCAGAAACCCCGCCCCCCGGGAGCCCGACUUCGAGGCCCGACGCCGCAAGAGGAGGUCCCGCUCCUUUGAGGUCACGGGGCAAGCGCUCUCUCAGUCGAAGGCUGCAGCCCAGCGAUUCCGUCCCCUGGACAGCACUUCUGACCCCCACCUCCACAUCAACGGGCAGCCUCCCGCACCCCUGCUGCGCCCACAGGCCAGAGGGGUGCCUCCCCUCACCAAAAUAAGGCUGCCCCAACAUGGACACCCUACAGGGCCAACGGCUGUCACCUCCGACCCCUCCUCCUCCCCCGGGCUCCCCCUCGGAGGCACCCACAGGCGGGGGCCGCACCUCAGACCCCCCCAGCCACUGCUGUACGUCACCACCUCGGGCACGGGGGCACAGCGCACCCGUAAACACUGAGCCCCCCCCCACCAAACAC
Molecule: messenger RNA, 3106 nt
Organism: Megalops cyprinoides (Indo-Pacific tarpon)
Lineage: Eukaryota; Metazoa; Chordata; Actinopteri; Elopiformes; Megalopidae
Gene: kif19
Product: kinesin family member 19
Exons: 20
Coding region: 1-3087 (1028 amino acids)
Biological process (GO): microtubule-based movement
Molecular function (GO): microtubule binding; ATP binding; microtubule motor activity
Source: RefSeq, a predicted model, not a curated record